Messenger RNA from Plutella xylostella (diamondback moth), 2447 nucleotides. RefSeq names its product tyramine beta hydroxylase (gene Tbh). Gene Ontology annotation, cellular component: secretory granule membrane. The record is from RefSeq and is a predicted model, not a curated record. Gene Ontology annotation, molecular function: copper ion binding; dopamine beta-monooxygenase activity. Lineage: Eukaryota; Metazoa; Arthropoda; Insecta; Lepidoptera; Plutellidae. Gene Ontology annotation, biological process: norepinephrine biosynthetic process; dopamine catabolic process; octopamine biosynthetic process.
GCCAUCCCACCGCCCGGCGCCCGCCCCGCGCAUUCCGGCAUACCGAUAUAACCUCUAGGGGUGCUGGAAUCUUCAUUUCACUCUGUAGUAGGUACAUCUAAGUAGAUAGAGGCUUUGCUUCUGCCCCUAUUCAUUACUGAUCUCGCCUCUGCCGACAUCACUGAAAUUUUGCACAGCCCAAAUGGCGGGAAUCUGAGAGAUAUUGAAAGUUUGAAAAAUUGAAAGAGUGAAAAUGCACGUGAAGUGUACUGUGGCUGUAUUUCUUUCGUUAAUUUCCUUCCAUUAUUCUUUUUCUCUUCCAUCAAAACGAGAAAACAAUAUUGCUGAAAGCCAAUCAGUGUUGGACCCUCAUGGAUUUUUACUACUAAAAUGGAGAACCGAUUAUACGAAUCGAAGAAUUCGAUUCACUUUGCUGAUUUCCGAAAAAGCCCCUUCAUUCAAUUGGAUGGCCUUAGGUUUUUCGGAUCGAGGGGACCUUAAUAAUUCAGAUGUGUGUUUGCUAUGGACAGAUUAUAAGGGACGUGAUCAUUUUGAGGACAUGAACUCCGACGAGGAAGGGAAAUUAUUCAGAGAUAUAAACCAAAACUGUGAAAACUUCGUUCUUGAUACCGAAAGCCGAAGUAUUUCAUUUGAGCGCUACUUUGAUACGUGUGAUGGCGACGAUUACGUAAUUGAAGAUGGCACAACACACAUAAUCUGGGCUCGUGGUAUGGAUAAAUUAUUUUCCUCUAAAGGAUUAUGUUUGGCUGGCACAUCAAGCCAAGACCACGGAUUUAUUAGAGUGAGGCUCUUGACGCCACCGGCAUUAAGAAAACCAAAUGCACGUCAAAUAAGAGUAACUAAUAAGGACUUCAAAGUUCCUGGUUCCGAUACAACAUAUUGGUGCAAAGUUCAAAAACUACCCGACUUUGUAUUGCAUAAGAUGCAUCAUAUUGUGGAGUUUGAAUCGACUAUUACAAAGGGAAAUGAAGGAUUGGUUCACCACAUGGAAGUAUUUUAUUGUGAUACUGACCACGAUAAGGAGAUCCCUUUAUACGAAGGAAGUUGUUUUGAUCCCAAGCGCCCAGAAAUCAUAAAAUCAUGUUCAAAGGUAAAAGCAGCAUGGGCCAUGGGAGCACUUCCAUUUACAUAUCCGGAGGAAGCUGGAUUGCCACUGGGUGGCCCUAAAGCUAAUAAAUACAUAAUGCUAGAAGUUCACUACAAUAAUCCGGAAAUGAAAAAUGAUUGGGUCGACAGUUCUGGAAUAAUUUUACAUGUAACAGCUAAUCGUAGACGGUUUGAUGCUGCCAUUAUGGAACUUGGACUUGAAUAUACGGAUAAAAUGGCUAUCCCUGGCCAGCAGUAUGCAUUUCCACUUAGUGGAUAUUGCGUUCCCCAGUGUACUGGGGUAGGGCUACCAGAACAAGGAAUUGUUGUAUUUGGGAGUCAGCUUCACACACAUUUGACGGGUGUUGCUGUAUGGACGAGACAUGUUCGACAAGGAGUGGAAUUGUCUUUGCUCAAUCGUGAUAUGCAUUACUCAACUCAUUUCCAAGAAAUAAGACUUUUGCACAACCCAGUACGGGUUUUGCCGGGUGACUUCCUGGAAACAACAUGCUUGUAUCGCACUUUAGAUAAAGUCAAUGCUACGAUCGGUGGUCAUGCUAUAACGGAUGAAAUGUGUGUCAACUAUUUACAUUAUUAUCCGGCCACAGAGUUAGAAGUCUGCAAAAGUGCUGUAGCCAACGAAGCCUUGGAAAAUUAUUUUAAAUUUGAAAAACGCUGGGAUAACAUGUCUAUUUCUGACAAAGCCUCGCCGCGUGAAAACUAUUUAUCUAUUCAUCCGUGGACACCUCUUAGAACUCAAUCUCUACAGAAGCUGUACGUUGAAUCUCCGAUAUCCAUGCAAUGUAAUAAGUCUGACGGAAACAGAUUUCAGGGAGAUUGGGAAGGCAUCCACAUACCGACAGUAAAAGUGCCGCUACCCUCUGAACCUAGAAAAUGCCCUGAAUCAUAUUAAUAAACAGAGAUACCUACCUAACUACUCAUUUCAAACUUACAUCAAUACUUUCCUUUGUACAGUCUGGACUAGAGAAACCUGACCCUUCUCCCUACUAUUGUCAGUCUGUGGAGAGUCAGGUUUUCCCAGACAGUGCAUUAUCUUAAUGUAAAAUUUUAUGUCUAACAUAAACCACACAUUUAACAAUGUUUAGAAGUUUUUUUUAGAAUAAAUAGUAGUAGAUGAAAAUGUUGUAUAAGUAUCUUCAUUACUAAACUAUGAUUAUAAUCAUCAGCUUAAAUGAUUAUAUAGGUAUUAAGUAUGUAUUAUUAUAUGGAAAUUAAAAAAAAAUGUUAAAUAAAAUAUAAUAUGUAUGUAUGAUAUGACCCUAAGCUUGUAAAUAACCAUAAAUGUACUUAGUUAUGUAGGAAUUUAGCAGUACAGAAUAAAGAUACACGAUAAAAACAAA